Molecule: messenger RNA, 180 nt
Organism: Fusarium coffeatum
Lineage: Eukaryota; Fungi; Ascomycota; Sordariomycetes; Hypocreales; Nectriaceae
Exons: 1
Coding region: 1-180 (59 amino acids)
Source: RefSeq, a predicted model, not a curated record
AUGGAUUCCCCGUUGAACUCCGCCAAGCGCCUUGUGGCCAAGGUCUUCGCCAAGAAGAGCCCCCAGAAGGUCGCCAAAGACCAAGAGUGGAAGGCUUACAAGGCCAAGCGGCGUGAGUCUGAGCGCGCUCUGAAGCGUCACCGACGCAACGCUCGCAUGGAUGGAUACAAGAACCACUGA